Messenger RNA from Folsomia candida, 2934 nucleotides. RefSeq lists its product as uncharacterized. The transcript is spliced from 2 exons. The record is from RefSeq and is a predicted model, not a curated record. Lineage: Eukaryota; Metazoa; Arthropoda; Collembola; Entomobryomorpha; Isotomidae. The coding region runs from base 708 to 1745 and encodes 345 amino acids.
CACUCAUUACACAAAUUUCACUCUCAAAUUGGAUUCAGCCAGACUUUUAGAACUUAAUAAAUUCUCCACACAGAAGGACAACUAUGUGACCAGGAAGAAUUUCGUUUAAUUAAUCAAGUUAAAUACGACUCGAGUUCUUUUUACAAAAUUAGUGAUUAAUUAAUUAAACAGUUCGAUUUACUUGAUUUAGCAUUAAGUAAUUACUUCUUGUUGAAAAGCUAAAAAAUGAGUGACUUAUUUUUCGCUUAUUUUCACUCCGAAUAUUUUUUAACUUGUAGAAAAUUUUGUGACUUUAUGGAUUUUAUGAAGUUUACAAUGUUGCAAGGAACUUGAUAAGUUUCAACAUUGUUUUAUCGUUCUAAGAAGUCGUUAUAAUUUUUUUUAGAUUAGUUAUAAACCUUAAUUUAAAUUAAUGUAAUCGGAAGUUACAAAAAGUGGCUGAGAUCAAUGAAAAAGUUGUAAAAAUCGAAAUUUGCAUAGUGAAUUUUUUCAAGAAAUAUAUUUUUUUUAUGUCGUGUUUUUGUUUUUCGAACAAUUUCUUUCUAUAUGAAAAUUGGGAAUCUCCAGAUUCUGUCUGCAUUCAAAUUAUUAACAGACUCUAGAAAAUUUUGCAUUUCGUUUAAAAUUAUGAACGGAACAACUACUUGCUAAAAAGUGAUAUUUCGGUGAAAUUUCGUACCAAAAUUCUGGUGACUAUCUCGUGAAAAAUGGGGUCUGCAUAUUACUCGAUGCUACCACGUGGCCGAUUUUAUCCACGGGACAAUCAUGAAAAAUGGCUGAAACGCGAUAUUGGUAAAAAUGAAGGAAAUCUUGACCAACAUAAUUUUGAGGAGCAUUAUUCCCCACUACGAAAUUUAUUGAUCAUCAACAAAAUUUUGGACUAUCUCGAUCCAGCCUCCACCCUCUCGGCCCGACUGAUCUGCUCCUUAUGGAAUUCAGAAAUCUGUCGAAGAAUCAACGGCCCUAAACGAUCCGUCCUAAACUACAAAACAAUUUCCAGAAAUAUUCAACACUUGAAAUUUUCCACCCACUCCGAACUCGUCGAGUUGCUAAAAUUUUGCAACUCUGCCUCCCGAAAAUUCUUCGUGACGUCGUUCUACUUUAAAUUACUGCCAAAAUUAAGCAUUUCCAUGUUGGGAGCGACAACUUUCUCCAACUUUCUCCAAGAUUCCGUCACCCGGGUAAAAAUUGCCGUCCACACGAGCCACGUUUCCCAGUGGUUCGACCUCCUCAAGAAAAUGCGGGCUUUGAAACACUUGUACAUCAUUCGAGUUCCGGAAUUCGGCCGGGCUAAUUUUCAAGAUGGUGGGACCUACAAACUCGAUUCGAACUAUGACGAUAAAAAUUUAAUUCUAGAAAAUUUGGUUACCAUAAAAUUACAAAGUUUAGCUUGUUCCGAACAUUUUUUCAGUUUUAAUGAUUCCGAUUUGAACGCGAGUUUGAUCUCGUUUUUGAAAUGUACGCGGACCGUGAAGCUCUUGCAGUUUGUCGGUUGGCCGGGAAAAGUGGUCGAAGUUUUGGACAAGGUGAAAGUUUUGGGUGAAAAUUUAGAAAUUCUGCGCAUCUCGGGUGGGAGAAAGUUGGGAGAGGAGGAUGUCAAAGUACUGACCGAGAUGGAAUUUCCUGCCAUGAAAAGGAUCGAACUUAACGUGUUGGACGAAAAAAGAGGUGGCGUUGGAGACCACGUGUGGGGAAAGCUAGUGGAGAAAGUUGGGCAGAAAGUGAGAGUGGUGAAAAUUGUUUGAAAUGAUUCUAAUUAUUAAAUAAUUAAUUACCUAAUUAUGAAUUAUUGUUUUGAAUUGUGUUAUAAAAUUCUUGGAAAAUUUGAGACGAUUAAAAGGAAAUAUAUAUUGUAUAUUUUUUAGAUCUAAAUUUCCCAAACUUUAAUCCAUCCAACACAGCACGAUCAAGUUUUCAGAUACAUCGUUUAACGGAAAUGAGUUAGAUUUAUAACCUACCACGUGACUCUCACCACGAAAACUGUUAAAACUCGAUUAAUAUGAUAAGGUAGAAUUCACGCAGUUCUUGGUAACUUUGUAAAAUCCGUCAAUUUUGUAAUUAAUUUUACAAACUUUUAUAAAACACAAAGACACCCUUAAUCUGAGCUGAAAUUUACAAAAAUUCGCAAGCCAAUUUUUCUCAGAAUAUGUACACAAUUUUGUAAACGUUUGUAAGUUUGCAGAAAUUGCUUAUUUUCCAAUGUUACCAAGGCCUGUGUGAAUAGUCACAAUAUUUAAAGCAGUAAUCGUCAAAGUUAAGUAUUUAAUUUUUCUUCAGAAAAUAUUACUUAUUUUGGGCAGGUGAAAAGUCGCUAGUAAAAAAUUAGACUUGGUUAAUUUAUCUUAAUUAAUGAAUUUAGAUUAAUUAAUCUAAGUAAAAUGCAGAAUUAUCCUUUGCCAACAGCUCGAGUUAGAGUUCACUCAUCCUUAAAAUAAAUAAAAAUGUCUCAAGAUUGAGAAAAAAUGAAUUUUGAAAGUCGGAAUAUUGUAUGAGCUUAAGUAGUAUUUGUGAAAUUGGGCAAAUUAAUGAAAAUUCUAAGGUCUCCACACUCUUAAUAAAAUGUAUUUUAUUUUAAAUUUAAAUUUAAAUUUAUUUAGAGUGCACGGCUGGCUCGGCAAUAUGACGUCGUUUUUUAUAAAUUUUGUUAUUGUAGUGUACUUUUUUAAAAUUGGUUAUAUACAUUAAAACCUGAAAUUACUGAAAAACCAAGAGUAAAAACGACUUGAUGAAAAUAAAUAUUGGUUCGGGUUCAUAAAAUUAGCAUUUAAAAACUGAUGCAAAAUCCAGUGAAUUUAUGGACGGCCCCUUUUUGCCGUGUUACCAAGGACAAAAAUUGAGAUAUCAAAACUAAUGAUUAUAAGAACGAUUUCGUUUUAAAAACUAAAAUGUGCACCAUAUUUAGUUCCAUGUUUUGAUUUUUUUUAUCUAAAAAAA